Messenger RNA from Paramormyrops kingsleyae, 3048 nucleotides. RefSeq names its product protein artemis-like. The record is from RefSeq and is a predicted model, not a curated record. Gene Ontology annotation, biological process: double-strand break repair via nonhomologous end joining; interstrand cross-link repair; telomere maintenance. Gene Ontology annotation, molecular function: 5'-3' DNA exonuclease activity; damaged DNA binding. Lineage: Eukaryota; Metazoa; Chordata; Actinopteri; Osteoglossiformes; Mormyridae.
GACUGGUAUAUGAGCAGCGCUCGUGGGGUUUUCCUGUGAUUUCACAUUAAAUCUCCAACCCAAGUAGCUGCAGCAGACUUUGCUGGGUCUCGCAGGAAGGCUCAGUAAUCACCAGUUUGCUGACACAGCUCACAUUCUGACAUCGGAGAUGACAAAUUCCUUCGGAUCUUAUAGGUGAAGAAUACUUUGUGAACGCCAGAAAAAAAUCUUUUGGAAUACGUAGGAUCAUAUGAAGGGUCUCAAGGGACCUUUGCUGAAAAGAAAGUUAAAAUUUAGCUUAACAGUGAAGCUGUACUGUUCUCCUGUGUCUAAGGAACUUUUGCUGAGUAAUCCCAAAUAUGUAUUCUGGGAGAAACACGUUGUCGCCCUCGAACUGGAGAGUCCGACUCAGAUCUCGCUGGUUGAUGAGAUCUCCGGGGAGAAAGAGGAUGUCAUGGUGACCCUGCUCCCAGCGGGGCAUUGCCCCGGCUCCGUCAUGUUCCUCGUAGAGGGCGACCGAGGCACGGUGCUGUACACAGGGGACUUCCGGCUGGCUGUGGGCGAGGUGUCCAGGAUGGAGUUCCUGCACUCUGGCAGCAGGGUGAAAGACGUCCAGAGUGUUUAUCUGGAUACGACUUUCUGUGAUCCCAAGUACUUCCAAAUACCAAGCAGGGAGGACUGCUUGGAUGGCAUUAAGGAGUUGGUGAGGUCAUGGAUAUCUAUCAGCACCUACCAUGUGAUUUGGCUUAACUGCAAGGCAGCCUAUGGCUACGAGUACCUGUUCACGCACCUCAGCGAGGAGUUUGGAUGUCAGGUCCAUGUGAAUAACCUGGACAUGUUCAGGAAAAUGCCGGAUAUCCUGUGUCACGUGACCACCAACCGAGCCACACAGAUCCACGCGUGUAGGCACCCCACGGUACCAAGCCUCGCCGGGAUCUCCCGCUCGCUCUCCUGCCCGCUCAGGCUCAUGAUCCUACUCGCUCUCCUGCCCGCUCAGGCUCAUGGUCCCGCUCGCUCUCCUGCCCGCUCAGGCUCAUGGUCCCGCUCGUUCUCCUGUUCGCUCAGGCUCAUGGUCCCGCUCGCUCUCCUGCCCGCUCAGACUCAUGGUCCCGCUCGCUCUCCUGCCCGCUCAGGCUCAUGGUCCCGCUCGUUCUCCUGUUCACUCAGACUCAUGGUCCCGCUCGCUCUCCUGCCCGCUCAGACUCAUGGUCCCGCUCGCUCUCCUGCCCGCUCAGACUCAUGGUCCCGCUCGUUCUCCUGUUCGCUCAGGCUCAUGCUUCACUUGUGCUCACGCUCCCGGUUACUGACGCUUAUGCUGCCACCCACUCACGUUACCAGCUACUUACGCUCCUGUCUGCUUCUGCUCACGCUUCCUCUUGCUCACACUGCCAGCUACUCAUAUUCCUGCCCGCUCCUGUUCACGCUCCCUCCCGCUCAUGCUCCCAACUACUCACGCUCCCACCCUCUCAUGCUCACGCUCCCUCCCGCUCACGCUCCCACCCACUCAUGCUCACGCUCCCGCCCACUUACACUUGUGCCUACUCCACUUGCGCCCGCUUAUCCUCCCUCCCACUCAUGCUCCUGCCCGCUCCUGUUCCCGCUCCUGUUCCGCUCCCACAUUCCUGCCCACCCGCUCACGCCCCCCCACCUCAUGUCGGGCCAGGAUGAAGAGUUCUUCAGAACCAGCCGCCUGCCAUGUGGGAUGACGGGCCCGGACGGCACGCCCCUGCACAUCAUCAGCGUCAAGCCCUCCACCAUCUGGUUUGGUGAGAGGUCCAGGAGGACCAGCGUUGUUGUGAAAACAGGAAGAAGCUCCUACAGAGCCUGUUUUUCCUUUCAUUCAUCUUAUUCGGAGCUCAUUGAUUUUCUCUUGCAUUUGUGCCCUGUCAAUAUCCACCCAAAUGUCAUCCCUGUGGGCAGAAAUGUACAGGAAGUUAAAGACAUAUUAAAACCCAUGUGUCGUGAAUAUUCCGGAAGGACGGGGAUUAUCUACAAGCCACUCGGCAUUCUCAAGAGAGCGAGAGUGGACUAUACCGUGGAAGGUACUGCAGAUUCCGACAGUGACAGCGAGCUGUUUGAUGAUGAAGAGCUUAUGCCUUGGAGGAGGAAAUUCCCACAGUCGUUUCAGCUCCUGCCUCUGGAAGCCCCAGACCCAGAGGGGGCUCCUCGCUUCGUAGGCGGCCAGCCCGACAUGCAGGAGGACCAGACACCCGUCCUCCAGCCCGGGAGCUACAUGGACUGCACCGAAUCUAAUGACGAUGACGACGAGCAGGAAGAGGAGGAGUUUCCGGAUCCUGCGGGUCCCAAGGGGGCAGAGCGAGAGUCGCCCAGGUGGGAGGCCUUCUUCACGGCAGAGCAGGUGAUGACGGACGAGAGCUCGGAGCCUGAGAAUAGUCAGAACAGCCGGACACACCCGGCGGGGGAGACGGGCUCGCUGUCGCCGAAGCUGUUCAGUGACUCAGAUGACGACUCCAACCAUGACCCCACCCAGUCCAUCCCUGCGCCUGAUCCCAGGUCUGAAGCCGGGGGCCAGGACUCAGUGACGGGGCAGUAAGGAGCUUCACACCCAGACCGCCCCUGCCCCCCCCCCCUAGUAAAGCACAAAAGCAGAGGUUCUCAGUAUUAUCAGAAUCUGGUAAGAACUGGACACUGACGGCAAAUUUGAGGAUAAAGGUGUUAGAUAUCUGCCGGUUCAUCAGGGCACAAUGCAGACCACUGACAGACAUCCUGACUGUUUGUUUUUAUCUGACCUCAUUUAUUUUACAAAGGCUGAAUAUGAUUAAGCUAUUCAUAAAGAUUAUUAAUAAAGAUGCUUAAUCUUGUGAAGGGUAUCAAAGCAGGUUUUUCGUACCAUACAUUUUUAACAUUUUCCAAACAUUAAUAUAUUUCCAUAACAGAAAUAUGUCACAUAUUUACCUUCUCACUGUUCUCUGUAACUUUCCGUUAUUUGUUAUUUUGCAGCUUUUGUGUCAUUCUCUACUCUCAUUCCCCAGGCUGCUGUGUUUCAUUGUUUGAUUGUUUGAAUUUAUUUUUAGUUCCUUCAAAUAAACUUGUUUUGAAAAUUUGGCA